AUGGCUUCGGCUUCACGCGUACCGCUGCUCGUCAAGAGCAAGGGCCGCAUUCCCUCUCGUAUAUCAAUUGCACCUCGUACUAAGCCAUUGAAUGGGCCCCGAACGAAGCGUGUUGUACCUUUGGACAGUGAAAAGACAAAGGAUAAUGAAGCAGAGAAGGAGAAGGUUCAAGAGGCUCAAAAGACUACACAAGAGUCUUUAAUCACAGCAGAGACAACUACUAAAACGUCGACCACAUCUGGGACUCCAGCGGUCAAAAUUACAGUUUUGAAGCCGACAAAUGUAGCCACAUCCGGGACAAUGGCUACACCUUUGUCUCAGUCGUCGGUAGUUGCCAAACCUCGUGUAAAUGACUCAAGUUCUGUGGCUACUUUUACUGCUGGAGCUUCGGCUGUGCAGCGACAAAGGACUGGCGAGAUUUCAGUCGGUGGUUCGUUGUCCAAGACACUGUCAAGUUUCAAGAAUGUCGGGGUACGACCGGUACCGACCGUACAAUCACCUGUUGUUCUGCCCGUGCAGCAACGUUCCGAAAGACUGGCGAAAAUCACAUCGACGGGACCAAUGUACCGAGCAAGUCCUGUGAUGCAGCCACGUGCUGGAAGUAUUGGGAGCUCACCGGCGAUGCAUCCGCGUGGAAUGAGUGUCGGUAGCUCUCCUGCAGUGGGACCACAGAAUCUGAUGAAGCAGCGACUACUGCGAACGUUAGACAUUAAGCCGCAUCAGUCACCUCGACGUUCAGCUAUGCAACUGCAGCAGCAAAAGUUGCGUAACGAAGAUGAACCGGCAUCACCGCUGAUGCUCGGGGGUAAGUCUUCAGGAGUAAUUCCUGAUGUCCAGCUCGAUACACAGCGGUCAAGAUGUGUAAAUACUACAAAGACAACUCACGCUUUGGCUGUACCUGCUAAGGCAAAGCGACCAGCGGCAUCAAAGCGUAGAAAGAGUAGUGAAACGACGUCAGUACGGAUCAAUGCCAAUGCUAGCACGCCUCAGCGGCAAUCGUUAAGGAGAAAAGCAAAGCGACCAACCUACCGUGAGAUGGAUGACAGUGGCAGCUCGAACAGUGAGCCAGACAAUAAUCGCGAUGAGGAUGUCAAUCCAUAUGAUCUUGACCUACCGGAGAACGAGAUACGUGUGUACGUGCCUGCGCGAGAGCGCGCAACAAUGUGGGCCAAAUCUCUUUUACGGACGGACUACGAGGGUAAGAAAGGAGAUGAAAAGAAGGGGGGCGGUACAUCACAGGCGAUAGUCAUGCGUGAAAGGAAAACUACGACACGCAGGAAGCAUAGCGAUCCGAAUGCAUCCUCAGUCUCAUCGAUUGUGACAGGCAUCGAUGGUGGUGUGAUGUCACGUAGCAAGAUGGAGGAACUGAUGAAGAAGGAGCCAUCCCAGAUGACCAUGGGCGAGUUGGCACUCACUGUACCCAAGGGCAGACGGAUUGAGCGGCAUGAGCGUGAAGAAGCAGCCUCGGACACACCGCUAAUGGCAGGUUCAUCUGGAGAAGGGUCCUCGAGCUUGCUAAAUAUGAAUGCGUUCAACCGCGUGCGUUCACUGUCAGUGUCGUCUGAAUCUGCAGCUUUCGCAGGUUCACUGGUGACGCCGCAGGUUCAGAUUAUCGAUGGCCAAAUGGUUGUGCUGGAGAAUACGAUCAAGUUAGCUGACGAGCUGCAGCGCACGACAGAUGCACUUGACGAAGGCAAUAUUGACGCAGAAAACACGGGAUUACCACCUCGACACUCGGGCUCACGCUACAACUCAUCGCGUCCGAACUGUCCGGGUAAGCGCUGGGGGAAGGAGGAGACGAAGCAGUUUUACUAUUGCCUGAGUCAGGUUGGUCCAAACUUUUCGAUGAUGGCGACAUUAUUCCCGACCCGAAAACGAAAAGAGCUGAAGAGCAAGUUCAAAUAUGAAGAGAAGAACCACGCAAACCUGAUUGAGAUCGCGUUGCGUGCCUCAACAACUCCUCUUGAUUCCGAGAUGGUGGACGUUAUUUCUCAGAUGGUUGACAAAGAGGAUCAGCGAAAACUUGAUGCUCAGAAGAAGAAGCGAAAGUCGAGAUCGGAGCAAGAUCGACUUUGCGGCGAACAGGACGACGACGCAGCAUCGGUGUUGAGCUCUAUGGCUUCGACGCCAAUGUCGACGCCACAGGUACAUACGGAAGACUUUGUGGAGACACUCAACGAUGAAGACCUCUUCCCGCCAAGUAGAAGUGGCUCGUUCGACUUUAGUGGUUAA
Messenger RNA from Peronospora farinosa, 2232 nucleotides. The record is from the annotation of a GenBank genome assembly. Lineage: Eukaryota; Oomycota; Peronosporomycetes; Peronosporales; Peronosporaceae.